AUGGCCGACUUCGAAACUGCAGUGAGUCCCCCGGAGACCGCAGGUCCCUGCUCAGUACGCUUCGGGGAGUUCAAAUUCCGCAACGGGGGCCGAUACCGUGGACAAUACAUCCUAGAAGCAAUGCAAGAUGGGGAUACAGGAAACGAUGAGUCUACCCAGUAUCGUAAAGUUAUCCAUGGCGAAGGGGAAUACUACAAUAAAGGCAAUCACUUCAAUGGCAUCUGGCAUCGAGGAGCUCGCCGUUACGGCACGCAAAGGUUCAAAAACGGCGACUGCUAUACUGGAUAUUUCAGCUGCGUAAAGGCAGAAGAUGGUGAUCCGAUCAAGGUGUUGUCCAAUACGUACCAAGGCUAUGGAACAUAUAAAUGGUCCCUUCCCAGAGGUCGCCAUCAAGGAGAUAAAAUUUACGUGGGAAUGUGGCACGAUGGCAAGAUGCACGGUUUGGGCAAAUACUCGUAUUUUGUGGAAGGUGUCAACUGCAAGGAGUUCAACGGCGUUAGUCUAGAAGGCUCAUUCGACUCUGGUCGGGACGCCGAGAGCAUUGCUGAGUACAUGGUUUGGUACGAAGACCUCCUCAAGCCGGGGCUUGUGAAUGCGGUUAGGAAUUUAGGCGAGAAGGUCGCUGCUUUGAUUGCCGGAGGAGUUGAUGCGAAUGACCCCAAUCGGGAGGCAUUAGCCACUGAGUUGCUCAUGAGGGAGUCAAGCGAGCUCAAAGCAACUGAAGAUGAAGAGACAGACUCAGUGUGGACACGACCAUCAGUUGGAACUGUGGAGGCCCCUGCAUGCCUCACCCCGGAAGCCAGAGCGGCUCUUCCAACCGUUCGAGCGCUAUUGGCACGGAGGAUGCUGGUCGCCGCUAUCGCUAGCAUGAUCGAUGAUGACAGCACUGAUCCGGUUGAGACUUCCAAGGGGGCCGAAGGAGAGUCCAAUGAUAGACUGGUGUUUGAUAUACUCGAUGAUGAGGAUGCGAAAGACCUCACUGGUUCAGCCCAACUUCGUAUAUCAUAUCAGAUUGUUCGAAUGAGCGUCGCAUACCCCGAUCCUCGUGAGGAAGGGACUGGUCCAAUUCGCGGGUAUUUUGACUUUCUGAACAUCAACGAGGACGCCGUGGAUGGACACACGUGCGACUGGAGGUUGCUUCGAGUUGACUGCGGCUACGAGGAUACCAUGGACGAGAGAGCGGAAUUGGAAAACCUCAUAGUGUCUAGCAGUCGUGGCAACAAGGGGAAGAAGAAAUGA
Molecule: messenger RNA, 1239 nt
Organism: Perkinsus marinus ATCC 50983
Lineage: Eukaryota; Perkinsozoa; Perkinsida; Perkinsidae
Exons: 11
Coding region: 1-1239 (412 amino acids)
Source: RefSeq, a predicted model, not a curated record